UACAUAACAUGCAAAUGCAUGUGCGUAAAUUAAUGUACAUUGCGUUCCGGGAAAUAUAAAAUAACGUAAGUUAUUUUAUAAAAAUCUAAAGUUUAUCUUUUAAAUAUACGUCCAUAUUUUUUUCGUUACUUUAAAAGACCGAAUGUCGAUGCACUUUUAAAAUUGAUAUAAUAUAUUUGUGUCCUCUGUACGAGGAUUAGGCAGAUCAACUUCCACUCUAUAGAAGUACAUGCAUAUACAUGCACUAAUGACAUUAUUAACGUAUAAGCCCAAUGAUGUUGUAAGUGGUAUUAGUGGUAGUAACUGGAAUAGUAGUAUUAGUAGUAGUAGUAAUCUUUGAAGAGGAAAUGCUAAAAGAAGAAGGGAGGAAGGGGGCCCAGAUCCCAGAUAAAGCGUUUGACCCUCGCCCCUUCAAUGACCUGACAGAGAUAUCGUUAGACUGAAAAUCACUGAUGUAUCAUCUACCACAGUCAUAUGUGUGUUCGUCGAACAGCAAACAAGCCAUGCUGUUGCUGAUCACAGUCCUUCAAAUAUUUCGAAACGAAUGAAAUAUAGUAAACUAUGUUAAUCGUAUAAACGAAAAAGUAUUUAUUGAAAAUAUUCAUAUUAUUUACCCGAGAAAAAAUAAUUCAUUCAAUUUUAUUAUUUCGUUGUUACAUUUAUUAUUUUAUCUUGUUAGUUUUGUCUUGUACAAACAUGAGAGUUUUCUAUCAACUUUUCUUCCUCCUAUUCUGUUCUUCUUUCUUCGUUUGCCAAGCUGAAGAUACCAAAGUUAAUGCGACAGAAGCGGAACAACUAGCCGCUGGUGAGAAACGUCUCGGUGAUCAUAUACGUGCGAUCUUGAAACAUUAUCAACAACAUGAUCCAGUUGGAUUACCCGGUGCACCAAUACCCGAUCCCAUGCCAGUGCCCGAUAUGAAACAUUCUUUUUCCAUGUACACCAUGACAUUCAAACAGAUCAACGUUUACGGAUUAUCCAAAUUCCGUAUCGAACAUCUCAAAUCUGAAUUAGCAUUGAUGCAGGUUUCGGCUGCAUUGAGUAUUACGAGACUCGAUAUUCGUGGAUUGUACACCCUGGCAUCCUGGCUAUCGAGAUCAGCUGGCAACUUUACUGUUAUAUUAACAGGAGUAAACAUCGAAGGUGUAGCAAGAUUGGAAGUUGGAGCUGACGGUAAAUUGCAAGCUCAGGACAUUGACAUGGACUUAACUUUUGAAAAUAUCGACAUGGACUUCAAAAAUCUUGGCUUUUUGGGCUCCGUCUUUCAAGGUGUUAUUAACUCAGUAGGAGCUUUUAUAUUCGAUAGUAUCAAACCGUUCAUUUUGAAGGAAGUUAAUACUAAUAUGAGAGGCGAGGUGAACAAACAGAUAUCCCAGUUGCCGCAAUAUUUCCCCAAUUCGAUAUCACCGUUUGACAUGGCGGUUGCCGAGGGUCGUAGACAAGUUUCACAAAUGGGCUACGAUCCGUAUAGACUUAAGGAUUAUAGUCAAAAUGUUGGUAUUUUUACUGUUAUGUCAUCGCACACUUGGAUCACCGGGUUGGCAAGUUUUUAUCGUAUGGGUAACAUUACCCUUAGCAUGGAAAAUCGGACCGUAUAUGCGGUCUUGGAUGUUGGAACACAGGAGAUUGAAGGAAGAACGCAUUGGGAAGUAAGCGUAAUUGGUGGCGUCCUGUCGAGAGCAGGUACAGUGUCCUUCACUGUUCAAUACUUCAGAGUUCAACUAAACCUAAGCCAACCACUUGACACACGCAAACGACCAACUUUGGAAGAACUCGAUUUGGAAUUAGGCAACAUUCAGGCACGAAUACACGGUGCCGGUACUCUCGAUUAUGUUAUGGAAGCCAGCAUCAAUAUACUGCCAAAUCUUUUGAGGUAUCAAAUAAUGGACGCAAUCGAGGGACCUCUGAAGAGACGAAUACAAGAAGAAUUAAAUAACAUAGACGUCGAGAAACUUAUAAAUGAAAAAAUACCGGAAAUAGAAGAACACGCGAAAUUCUUGCAAGGAUUAUCUCCACCUGACGAAAUUAUAUUAGAGGAUCCUGUACCUCCCCAAAUGCCGGACGAUCUGACUCCGUUUUCGGAAAGCGAAGAGGAACGAGGACCCUCGUAAAAUUUUCAACUUAAAUAAAGAGAAAGAAAGAUAUUAAAGAAAAAAAAAAGAAAUACAUUUCCAAAGAAGUUUUAAUCUUCGAAGAGAAAAAAGGAACUAUGUAAACACUCGAUGUUGACUUAGAGACGUUAAUUUUAAAAUAUAUCUAAAUUUUGUUUUCCAAUCAGGUGUGGCUUUUUGCCAGAAAGUUUGCUCGCUAUUUACUGCAACACGUGCAAGUGUGCGCGCGUGUACGUAUAUGCAGUUAAUACUGUAAUGUAAGUCAACUAUGUAACAGGUACAGGGAAUGAUAAAAAUAAAACUUCCAAGUGUGA
Molecule: messenger RNA, 2423 nt
Organism: Polistes canadensis
Lineage: Eukaryota; Metazoa; Arthropoda; Insecta; Hymenoptera; Vespidae
Exons: 6
Coding region: 697-2109 (470 amino acids)
Molecular function (GO): lipid binding
Source: RefSeq, a predicted model, not a curated record